Molecule: messenger RNA, 2032 nt
Organism: Eucalyptus grandis
Lineage: Eukaryota; Viridiplantae; Streptophyta; Magnoliopsida; Myrtales; Myrtaceae
Product: scarecrow-like protein 21
Exons: 2
Coding region: 353-1900 (515 amino acids)
Biological process (GO): regulation of DNA-templated transcription
Cellular component (GO): nucleus
Molecular function (GO): DNA-binding transcription factor activity; sequence-specific DNA binding
Source: RefSeq, a predicted model, not a curated record
CGUUCUUGCUUUUGGUUCCACCGAAUCCGUUGGUGUCGUGCUGCGGAACUUCGAAGCAAAGCCAGAUGGUUGUCAUUGGAUUCCGGUGAUACGGAUAGGAUUUGGGUUUCCAUCAAAAUCCUGUCUUUACCUCACUUUCGUUUCGUUUAAUCUUCACCUCGGCUACUGCACUGUUCUGCAAUUGCCUAUGCUUCGUCAGUUCACUUGAAGCAGCAUAUGCUGUUCUGAUCGAGGUCUUUUCCAUAUGUAGAGUGAAGCUACCCGUUGAGCUUGAUACCAUUGGUGCCUUGAAGAUCUGCCGGUUGCUUGAAUCCUCAACUUUGUCCUUGAGUACUCAGUGAACUGGUAUUUAAUGCAAGCUUCACAAAAGCCAAGAUUAUGGGAUGCUUCAGACAGGUUCUACGACCUGCCCGCAAAAGAGCUCGAGUCUUCUCAUUGGUCUUCGAUCACAAACUUUGACCAUCUCUCAUGCUCCGAUGAGAGCAGCCAAGGGAAUUGUAUGCUCGAAUCAUCCUCGGGAAGUGCACCUUAUCAUGUAAAUGAUUCCCCGUCAAUUGUGAGAUUUUCACCUGAUGGAAGUCCCACAGCGAAACGAGCAUCGGUGCCUGAUUCUUCUGCACAAGACCAUCUGAAUGACCUCGAACUAAAAGUGCGAGAACUGGAAACUGUCAUGCUAGGACCCAGCUCAGAUAUGCCCCACACGGUUGAUAUCAACUUCUUGGUUGGAUCUGGCCAGAUGUCUCAGGAGACGGAGACAUUGAUGGAGAUUAUCUCCAGGAGGGACCUAAAGGAGAUUCUCUGUGCUUGUGCUAAAGCAGUUGAAGACAACGACACCUUAAAAUUUGAGUGUUUAAUAUCAGAGUUACGCCCGAUGGUGUCUGUUUCCGGUGACCCGAUCCAACGAUUAUCAGCAUACAUGUUGGAAGGGCUCAUAGCAAGAUUGGCAAGUUCGGGAAGCUCUAUUUACAAAGCUUUAAAGUGCAAAGAGCCUGCUGGUGCAGAGCUGCUAUCGUACAUGCACAUUCUCUAUGAUAUAUGUCCUUAUUUCAAGUUUGGGUACAUGUCGGCGAACGGAUCAAUCGCAGAAGUCAUGAAGGACGAAAACAUUAUCCAUAUAAUCGAUUUUCAGAUUGCUCAGGGAGGCCAGUGGAUCACCCUGAUUCAGGCUCUUGCAGCACGGCCCGGUGGGCCACCCUGUAUCCGAAUAACUGGGAUCAACGAUUCAGGAUCUGCUUAUGCCCGUGGAGGAGGCCUGGAAAUCGUCGGCCAGAGGUUGUCUAGACUUGCUGAAGCCUGCAGGGUACCAUUUCAGUUCCAUGCUUGUGGAGUUCCCGCUUCAGAGGUUGAAAUUGGAAACCUGCCAAUUCGAGCUGGCGAGGCAAUAGCCGUAAAUUUUCCCCUCAUGUUGCAUCACAUACCAGAUGAGAGCGUCUGUUCGCAGAAUCACCGUGAUAGGCUUAUAAGGAUGGCUAAGAGCUUGUCCCCGAAAGUUGUGACUCUUGUUGAGCAAGAAUCGAACACGAACACUGCCCCAUUCUUCCCGCGUUUCCUUGAGACACUUAACUACUAUUUGUCAGUAUUUGAAUCCAUUGACGUGGCUCUGCCAAGGGAGCACAAGGAGCGGGUCAAUGUCGAGCAGCAUUGCCUUGCUCGGGAUAUUGUUAACCUGAUUGCAUGCGAGGGGAUGGAGAGAGUUGAGCGUCAUGAGUUGCUUGGAAAGUGGAGAAUGCGGUUCAUCAUGGCUGGUUUUAGUCCAUACCCUUUAAGUUCCUUUGUGAAUACUACGAUCAAGAGCUUGCUGUCGAGUUACUGCGACAAGUAUACACUAGAGGAGAGAGACGGGGCUCUGUACCUUGGCUGGAUGAACCGCCCUCUUGUUGCUUCUUGUGCAUGGAGGUGACACAUUUGAAUGCUCGAGUUUUCCAUAUUUCUCCAAUAUUUUCUUUGUUCUGUCUGUACUUCAAGAGAUCAGCUAUAGGUGUAAUAUCACAUAUUAGAAAUAAAUCAGGCUUGUUCUUGUUCCUCUUUUUAA